UCAAGAAGACGAUCUGAUCAAUGCGAACAUGUUUUGCUCGCCCACACGAUAAUGGUCUCGAAAUUGGUGGACGAGAUUACCCAGUUUCACGAUCAAUGUUCAAUUUUGAAGCAGAUAAAUUGGGAUACAACUAAAGUCUUACACGAAAUCCGUAAUUCGGGGUGUUUACCUCAAGAUAGUGACUCGGCAUAUUUGAUACCAGAUGAGGAUUUGGAAGCCUUAUCGCCUGUUUGUGAAACUUUGCCAACUAUCGUUGUUAUAGGGCAAAGUCUGUAUGCAAAGGUGGUUGUAGUCAAUCAGAUUCUCGGAGAAGCAGUCUUGCCUGAUGGCGAUGAUAUUGAUAAUUCGGAAUCAUGGCGAACAAUUCGUCUAAAAUUUGGGCCUCGCGGAGUGAGUUUGGUUUUGCCCGAUAGCUAUGUGCUUGCAUCAACUCUCAGUUCAUUUGAACGGGAAGGACAGUGUGUUCCUAGAAGUGAUUUAGAGUUGAAAAAUGGUGACAAAUUAGAUCCCGCAUUAGCUUCAUCGGUCGCGGAGGUUACUCUACCUCAUCCGUUGUUAAAAGCGGGUGCCCAGAUAGUUUGUUCGUCUACAGGCCUUGACUCGACAACGGAACAGUUGGAACAAAAUGUUAAAGCCUAUUGUGAAGGCGCUAUACCUAUUGUUAUCUAUGCUGUAGAACAUGAAGAAUUGAGUGAACAGGACGUCUGCCAAUUGUCACAUAUCCAGGCAUUGGACCCAGAUCGUAGUAUUUUCUUUGCAAAAUGCCACCGAAACACUCAGGACUCCACAGAAUCUGACAGAGAAUUUAUCUCAGGGCCUUUAAAUCAAAGUGGAAGUGAUAAAAUAUCUCAACAGCUGUGUGAUCUUGGAUUUUUAUCUACUGAUACUAUCAAUGAUUCCCCAGCAAAAAAUGAAAAUAAUGGCAAUCUCACUAUGAGAAAGUCUGAAAUUACAAGGUUGAAGCCAAAAAGCAAACUCAUGAAUGGGAUUUCAAAGUUUUCUGAAUUUGAAACGUAUUUACACAAUGUAUUACAAUAUGAACUGCUUGUUGGUGCUUCAGUUCUAAAUGAACACCAUAGCCGUAUCUUGGGCAUGUUCAUCGCAACUGCAUAUGAUCUGCAACGGGACAUGAUAAUUACACCUAAGAGAUUGGAAUAUGCUAAGAAGAAAGAAGAGGAACUGUUUCACGCUAUGAUGGACAGUGCUAGUAGAAAACAAGAAGAAAUCAAAGCAGAAAUUCGUCUAACUAUUACAUCUCUCACACCAAAACUAGUCGAGGAAGCUGCUGCUAUGGAGUUUGUUGGUGUUGAAUUGACAGACAGUGAUGAGCUUGUCAACUCCAGUGAUAUUAGUAAAUGCACAUAUCAACUUAAAGAUCUUCUGCUUAAGGAGUUAAAUAAGUCUUUGGCUUUAAAGCUGCUGGAUUCAGUUCAAUGUUUGAAAGAAAGCUUUCUUGGUACAUUGCAAAGAUGUAUUGAAAGUUUAGAAAGUUAUGACAAAGAAGAGAAGAGUAAAGAAGAGAACAUCCAUGCAGUUAGUGCUUUUAAACAGAUUCUAGAUUCAGCGUACCAAAUGGAGGCAACGACAAGGACGGUUAAUCUUGCUCGAUUUUUAUUUGAGAAAAUCCAGCAAGCGUUGACCAUGCUACCUCGCAAAACUCCUGUGAAAGUAGAUGUCGAAUGGAAGAAGAAAGUCUCGCUUGAUUUACUCGCCAAUCUCAGUGAUUCAAAACUCGCCAAAAACUUGUGUUCUCAGUUCAAGCAACGACUACGGAAUUCCCACGACUCUUUUUCAGCAUCCAUGAAAAUGAUUGCUAUGUACCACGGCGGACGACUGGAGAAAACGGGAAACGGACUGGAGAAAGUGCGUAAGAAUUACGCGCCUAAAGUUGCGCGACUUGUUCUUGAAAGUACGUCGCUGCGUGAUCUAAUACUUUACGGUACGCCCCAAAUGGGUCGGGAAAUUGGGCGUGGUCAGUACGGUGUGGUGUAUGCAUGUGACAAGUGGGCUGGUUCUGGACCUUGUGCCUUAAAAUCUGUUGUUCCUCCUGAUGAUAAACAUUGGAACGAUCUCGCUAUGGAAUUUUGCUACACCAGAGCUUUGCCUCGCCAUGAUCGUAUUGUUGGUUUACUUGGUUCCAUCAUUGAUUACAACUAUGCUGGCGGUGGUUGUUGUCCCGCCGUGUUGCUAGUGAUGAACAGGUUAACUCGGGAUUUACACCAUGGUUUGAAGAAUGGUUUGCAUUUCUCGAUACGACUGCAGAUUGCUUUGGAUGUCAUUCAGGGAAUACGAUUUCUGCACAGCCAGGGUUUAAUUCAUCGUGAUAUUAAACUUAAGAAUGUGCUGCUUGACAAUGUUCAUCGAGCUAAGAUAACAGAUCUUGGCUUUUGCAAACCCGAGGCAAUGAUGUCUGGUUCAAUUGUCGGCACACCAAUUCACAUGGCACCAGAAUUGUUUUCAGGAAAAUAUGAUGGUAGCGUGGAUGUGUAUGCGUUUGGUAUUCUCUUUUGGUACAUAUGCUCAGGUCAAGUUCGGUUGCCUGUCAAUUUCGAACAAUGUGCCAGUAAAGAUCAAUUGUGGUCUUGUGUGAAGAAGGGAACCCGUCCAGAACGUUUGCAACAAUUUGAUGAGGAAUGUUGGAAAGUUAUGGAAACGUGUUGGCAUGGUGUGCCAGAGGAGAGGCCUUUACCCGGAAGCAUUGAAAUAACACUACAGCGUAUGUCUGAAAGAUUUCAAAAUCAAAAGAAAGCAAAGCGGAAAUAACUUCUUACAGUAGUUUCCACUUAAGUAAGCGGAGGGUAUAUUCUGCAUGUAUAUAGAUUUUCAAUGAUAAAAUUAUUGGCAAAUUUUUAGGAAUACCGCAUGUAAAUCGUGAUUUCUACGUUGUUCAAAAGAAUGACUUAUUGUCACAUGUGUGUAUACCACACCAAUAUCUAGUGUGGUCAACUAAUAAAUACUUCACGUAAGUGUGAAACAAUGUACAUAUGUGAUGAUGAGGCAAUUAUGUUUAUGACGUAAUCUCGAGCCAACACAGCAGUAAAACCAGCAUCCAUUGUAUUCCUUCAGUAAUGAUACGCCUUUUUUAUUUGUUCUUUAUAGGGGCAUACAAAAUCAAAACGUACUUAUGCAUGAACUUAAUAUUAAGGAAUCAAAACUAGUUUAUAGUGUAAUUUUUGACGAUAUGGUUAUUUGCAUGCAUGUCUAUAGAAUGUUUUAAGUAGGAAUUAAGUCGUGAUUCACAAGGCCGUUGCCUUCCAAUGCGGAUCUGCACACGACCAUUCUCUAAGCUUUCAUUUCAUGUUUCGUGCACUAGAGCAUUUGGAGAGAGGAUAAGGUAAUAAGGGACUGGGAUCAGAGAUAAAUACACUCUCGUGCACGAAACACGAGGUGAAGAGAUUAACCUGGUGUCCCCAGCUUUUUACUCGAGCGUGGGAAAGUAAAUAUUACAUUAAUUCCUUAUACUUUUGGUGAAAACAUGAAUUAUGAACUAAUUAGAUGUGGUAGUAUGUGAAGGUUGGAAAUAACUGCAUGUAAUCUGCAAGUCUGUAUUUUGUUUUAUUUGAAU
Messenger RNA from Dendronephthya gigantea, 3565 nucleotides. Its product is annotated as dual serine/threonine and tyrosine protein kinase-like. The record is from RefSeq and is a predicted model, not a curated record. Lineage: Eukaryota; Metazoa; Cnidaria; Anthozoa; Malacalcyonacea; Nephtheidae. Gene Ontology annotation, molecular function: ATP binding; protein kinase activity. Gene Ontology annotation, biological process: protein phosphorylation. The transcript has 5 exons. The coding region runs from base 52 to 2763 and encodes 903 amino acids.